AUGGGCUGCUGCUCCAACACGGAGCAGGUUGGUGUCAAGGACGGCGUUCCGUUGGAAGGGGUGGCACCCGCCAACUCGCGAAGAUGUCGGGACGUGCUCUGCGUGUUGCUGUUCGCGGUCUUCUGGGUCGGCAUGGUCGCCAUCGCAAUCGUCGGCUUCAUGCACGGCGAGCCCAAGCGCCUUUUGUUCGGCUCGGACUACAACGGCACCACGUGCGGCACCGGCAAGCACGAAGACCAGCCUCUGACGUUCUACCCGCGCAUCACGCAGGACUUGCUGGAGCAGGCGGCCAACCCGUCGCUAGCUCCCGAAGACUUUUCGUUCUACGGCGUCUGCGUGGCGAGCUGCCCGGACGCUGGCACGUACAUCUGCAACUACGAAGCGGAGGCCGAAAUCCAAGGCGAUUCGUCGCUAACCACCGAGGAAGACCGAGAAAAGGAGCGCAAGGCCAGAGCUACGAGUCUCACGGUGCUCCCCAGCGACCGUGAAUGCUGGUUGGUGGCUUUGCCGAGUGAACAAGUGUUCUACCGCUGUCUUCAGAUCACGGAGACCAACUCUACAUCAGUGGAGAAGUGCAUCGUCCCUGGGGACGAGCCCGAAUACUACGACGAAGUGAACGGCGUGAAGACGCCCAACGACCAGUGCGAGAUCAAGCGAGUCGUGACCACGUCAGAAGCUGUAGGGCCCGCGCAGGACAACCCGCUCUACUCCAGUCUGCAGACGGCAGGAGCGACGAUCGGACGCGUUAUCGGCGACUUGCAGGAGACGUGGCCCGUGUUCCUCCUCUGUGGAGGAGUUCUGGCGCUAGUGUUGGGCUUCGCUUUCGUGGUCUUGCUGCGGUUUUGCGCUGGCUGCAUCGUGUGGAUCACGUUGUGGAGCUUCGUGCUGCUGCUGCUACUGUUCGCGUUGAUGCUGAGCACCAAGGGAGGCAUCAUCGGCAGCUCGGAGCUUAGUGCGCUCACGUCAGAGAUCGCGUCCGCUGCAGCUGCGGCUAGCGUGGACACGUCUUCAGUGAGCGCCAGUACGAUCGUCUUACCCCAGACGCUGCAAGCCAGCCAGGACAAGCAGAAGGCGUACGCGGUGGCUGCCUAUGUGUCGUACGCCUUGGCGGGCGUUGCGCUCCUGCUCGUGUGUUUCUUCCAGAAGAAGAUCCGCAUCGCAGUCGGCAUCGUGAAGGAGGCAUCGCGCGCGCUACAGAGUCUGCCGAUGCUGGUGCUGUUCCCCAUUAUUCCGUUCGUUAUGCUGCUGCUUCUCUUCGCGUACGCCGCCAUUGUGGGCGCGUACAUCUACAGCUCGGGCGAGAUGCAGCUGUCUUCUCUGGCGGGUGAGCUCGCGGAACAAGCGGGGCAAAGUGUGAGCAGCAAUGCCACCAUGACUUUGAACACGGUGAGCCCCGACCAGACCAUGAAGAUCCUGGUGGCGUAUCACUUCUUCGGGUUCCUGUGGACGGCACAGCUCAUAAACGCCAUCAGCAUGUGCACGAUCGCUGGCGCCGUGAGUCGCUACUACUGGAGCCGCAACAAGACGAGCGACGAGAUGGGGCGCUUCCCCGUGCUCGCGUCGUUCAAGAACUGCUUCCGCUACCACUUCGGGUCGCUGGCCUUCGGCGCGUUCAUCAUCGCCGUGGUGCAGUUCGUCCGCGCCGCGCUCAUGUACUUGGACCACCAGACGCAGGAUCUGCAGAAGUCGAACGCCAUGCUCAAGGUCGUGAUGAAGGUGGUGCAGUGCUGCUUGUGGUGUCUGGAGAAGUGCCUGCGCUUCCUGUCCAAGAACGCGUACAUCCUCAUCGCCAUGAAGGGCCACAGCUUCUGCGCGUCGGCCAAGGACGCGUUCAAGAUCCUGCUGAGCAACAUCGCGCAGGUGGGCGCGGUCUCCACCGUCACCUUCCUGCUCCUGGGCGCGGGCAAAGUGGCCGUUGCGCUGAGCUGCGCCAUCGCCACGUUCGCCUACCUGGAGAAGAACAGCGACGACUACGGCGUGGGGGGCGCCCACGAGCUGUCGUCCCCGCUGGCGCCCAUCCUGCUGGCGCUGCUGCUGGGCUGGUUCGUGGCCUCCACGCUGCUCGGCGUGUACGAGAUGGCCAUCGACACGAUCCUGCUCUGCUUCUGCGAGGACAAGGAGCUCAACAAGGCGUCGGGCCAGUUCUUCAUGAGCGACUCGCUCAAGAAGUUCGUUGCCAGCGUCCCCACCAGCCACAAGCCGGGUCAAGCCGAGUCCCCGUCCUCCGCCGACGUCCAGAUCUAA
This is a messenger RNA of Phytophthora sojae, 2244 nucleotides long. RefSeq lists its product as hypothetical. Bases 1 to 2244 code for a protein of 747 amino acids. Gene Ontology annotation, biological process: transmembrane transport. The record is from RefSeq and is a predicted model, not a curated record. Gene Ontology annotation, molecular function: transmembrane transporter activity. NCBI's taxonomy places the organism in Eukaryota, Oomycota, Peronosporomycetes, Peronosporales, Peronosporaceae. The transcript has a single exon. Gene Ontology annotation, cellular component: membrane.